UGUAAAAUUCCGAGUCACCGCGCUUAUUGUUUUAUUAUUCAAUUGAGUAUUUGUGGAAGUAAAGGAAUAAUUUUAAAACGCUGAUAUAAAAGGAAAGUUAAAUUGACAAGCAUUUUUUGAGAAUUAUUACAAAGUAGCUACAYUUCAUUUAUACGCACCAUGUCUUCCGCGAACGCCGCACAUUUUGUUUUGCCCAAUACYCAACCGAUUGCUGAUUUGGAGUGCAAAAAUGCAUUCAUGGGCUUAACUGAGAAGGAAAAACUCUACGCUCACUACUUCAGUAAAGCUUCAUGGGACGGUGGUCUUAUAGCGCUGAUACAAUCUAGUCCGGAAGCACCGUUAAUUUUCUCAUUUCUUCAYCGCAUUUUUGUUGCCGAACCAUUGGAGGAAUUGAAAGCAAAGGUUUUGUCUAAUGGYAUUACUGAAGAUGAGUUCACCGCCUUCUUGGUUUAUGCUUGUGGUAUUUUUGCCAAUGCCGGUAACUACAAAGGUAUGGGCGACAGUAAAAUCAUUCCGAAUUUGGACGCGAAAAAAUUCGAAACAAUUGUUCGUUCAUCAAYUGCCUAUUCAAGUGAUAAACGUGUUUCAGCCGCCUAUGAGAAGGCCGCUCCUCUUAUCUACGCGUUGAAACCGCGCAAUGAGGUUCUGGGUUUUGCACCGAACGGCAUAACGACGUAUUGGUCAGAUAACUGUACGAAAGAAGAUGCUGACAUUGUCAAUGAGUGGUUAACAUCGAAGCGUAUUGAACCCUAUAUGUGUCGAACAUUUAAAGUGGUCGAAAAUGGACAAACGGUUUACGAUAUCAAGCUUGGUUCGGUAGAUAAUUCCGACAAGGAUGGCAUAACUCUGCCUCUGGAGAGCUAUAAUGGCAAUAGUUUUCGUGUAACACGUGGUGACUAUCAGAAGCUCUUACAGCGUGUCAAUAAAAAUCUGGARAAGGCGAAAAAGUAUGCGGCAAAUGAAAAUGAGCAAAAAAUGAUYGAGCAUUAUAUAAAAUCGUUCCAAGAGGGCUCAUUGGCAGAUCAUAAGGAUGGCUCCAGAUGGUGGAUUAAGGAUAAAGGACCUGUUAUCGAAACCUAUAUUGGUUUCAUUGAAACAUAUCGUGAUCCAGCAGGUGGGCGCGCCGAAUUUGAGGGCUUUGUGGCAAUGGUCAACAAGGAAAGCUCUGCGAAGUUUGCCGAACUGGUAUCACGCGCAGAAAAGCUGUUGGAAUAUCUGCCCUGGACUGAAGCUUACGAAAAAGACACGUAUUUGAAACCAGACUUCACUUCACUGGAUGUGUUGACGUUCGCUGGUAGUGGCGUACCAGCAGGAAUUAACAUUCCAAAUUAUGAUGAGAUCCGUCAAGAUGAAGGUUUUAAAAACGUAUCGCUGGGCAAUGUGUUGGCCAAUAUCAACCGUAAAGAUCCCAUACCAUUCCUUUCCGAUGAAGAUCAGGAGCUCAUGAAGGAAUACAAAGUGAAGUCUUUCGAGGUGCAAGUUGGCUUGCACGAGCUGCUUGGACAUGGUAGCGGUAAACUCUUCCGCAUAGAUGAGAACGGCAAAUUCAAUUUUGACAAAGACAACACGAAAAACCUCAUUACUGAUGAACCCAUCAAAACAUGGUAUUUACCUGGCGAAACUUACGAUACGAAAUUCGGUGCGAUCGGCUCUUCCUAUGAGGAAUGUCGCGCCGAAGCAGUCGGUUUAUACCUUUCACUACAAGCAGAUAUAUUAGAGAUUUUCGGUUUCAAGGAUCCUGUUGAGCAGGAGAAAAUCAUUUACAUCAACUGGUUGAGUUUAAUUUGGAAUGGUAUGGGUGUUGCUUUGGAAAUGUACAACCCACAAUCGAAACAAUGGAUGCAAGCACAUUCGCGCGCACGCUUCGUUAUUAUGAAGGUGCUGCUGGAGGCGGGUGAAGGCUUUGUCACCGUUGCGGAGACAGACGAUGGUAAAAAUUUACGUCUCACUGUGGACCGCACAAAAAUCCAGACUGUUGGCAGAAAGGCCAUCGAAGAAUUCCUAAAGAAACUCCAAGUUUACAAAUCGACCGCUGAUAUCGCAGCGGCAAGUGAAAUGUAUGAACACUACUCGGAGGUCAGUGAAGGCGGCUCGCAUCCAUGGGCGAAAUGGCGUGACAUUUGUCUGGCACAUAAGAAACCACGUAUAAUUUUGGUGCAAGCCAACACGGACGUGGAGAGUGAGAAGGUGAAAUUGAAAACGUAUGACGCCACGCACGAGGGCUAUAUCAAGUCCUGGGUGGAACGUUAUCCGGACACGGAAAUCGAUGAUAUUUUGGAGGAAAUUGUCGAAGCUGAGAAAAAAUACUUUCCAAGUGCCUUUGGAAAUUAACAACAAAUACACUGUUAAAUUAUAAUAAAUAUAUAUAAGCAUAUUGAAGCGAUAAUGAGGAAUGUGUAUGUUUUAUUUCUAGUUAAACAAACAUUUUCAUGAACA
Bactrocera latifrons is the source of this 2436-nucleotide messenger RNA. RefSeq names its product dipeptidyl peptidase 3 (gene DppIII). Gene Ontology annotation, molecular function: metalloexopeptidase activity; dipeptidyl-peptidase activity. Bases 160 to 2331 code for a protein of 723 amino acids. Gene Ontology annotation, cellular component: cytoplasm. The record is from RefSeq and is a predicted model, not a curated record. Gene Ontology annotation, biological process: proteolysis. The transcript is spliced from 6 exons. Lineage: Eukaryota; Metazoa; Arthropoda; Insecta; Diptera; Tephritidae.